This is a messenger RNA of Exophiala viscosa, 1509 nucleotides long. RefSeq names its product glutaminyl-peptide cyclotransferase. The transcript has a single exon. The coding region runs from base 143 to 1303 and encodes 386 amino acids. Gene Ontology annotation, molecular function: glutaminyl-peptide cyclotransferase activity; zinc ion binding. Lineage: Eukaryota; Fungi; Ascomycota; Eurotiomycetes; Chaetothyriales; Herpotrichiellaceae. The record is from RefSeq and is a predicted model, not a curated record.
CGGAAUUCGAGGAAACUGCGCCGAGAAGUACUCCAGUACAUCGACGACCAUCCUUUCACCACUUCAGUGUCCGCCGUAUGUUCGUCCUUUCUGACGGCGUACUAGAGAUGAUUGACUUCCGGAUCCCUUGACCUCGCGCAACAUGUGGCAGCAGCUGUCAAAAUGGCUGCUGACCGCCUUGUCAUUCCUUUUACUUGACGUCCUGGCAUACGCUCCUCUCUCCGAUGACACACUCGUGAAUCGUCUCCCACGGCCAGACACCGCCGACUUCGACAUACUACAAACCGGCAACCUGCUAGCACCGAUAUUGAUACCUAGGGUCCCAGGCACACCAGGCUCCAAGCAAGUCUUACAACACUUCGUCGACUUCUUCAACCAGUCUCUCCCCGAUUGGACAGUCUCCUUCCAGAACUCGACAUUUAAGACUCCUACGCAUGGAGAACAGGAGGUCCCUUUUAUCAAUCUGAUCGCGACUCGAGAUCCUCCCGGAUCGCAGCCAGGCAAUGUCGGCCACUUGACAUUGGUGGCACACUAUGACUCGAAAUAUCAACCCGAAGGAUUCAUUGGUGCAACAGAUUCCGCAGCACCAUGCGCCAUGCUCAUGCACGCAGUCAGGUCGAUCGACGCUGCCUUGACAAACAAAUGGAACUUCAUGUCUGCGCAAGGAGACCUGGAUCCCGAUUUCCAGGAACUAAAGGGAAUACAAGUGCUCUUUCUAGACGGCGAGGAGGCUUUCCACAGCUGGUCGUCCACCGAUAGCAUAUACGGUGCCAGGUCACUGGCCGAGGAAUGGGAACACACGAUGCACCCAGCGACAAGUAUCUACAAGAACUACUUGGACUCAAUCGACCUGUUUGUCCUGCUCGAUUUACUAGGCUCACCAGAAGACCUGUCCAUCCCAUCAUGGCAACACACCUCUCACUGGUCGUACGUCAAAAUGGCCGAAGCCGAAGAACGACUUCGCAAGCAAGGACUGUUCAAAAGCAAUCCGGAUCGAGUAUGGCUUCCGGACAAGAACAAAAAGGAGACGGACGUGUUCAACAGCUACAUUAUGCAGGAUGACCAUCUCCCAUUCAUGGCCAGAGGAGUCCAUGUUCUUCACCUUAUUCCCUCUCGGUUCCCCUCGGUCUGGCACACCAUGAGAGACGAUGGCGAACACCUAGAUAUAGCUGUUGUGGAAGACUGGGCUCUUCUCACCACUGCGUUUGCGGCCGAAUACAUGGAGCUGGAGGGCUAUUUCGAGCAGCAGCCAUCCAAGAGGGUCAAAAGAAACGAUGAUGCUAUAAGUAAGACCGAAUUAUGAUAUUGACUAUGACCGUCUUUUCAUCUCCUCGCCCUUGGGGGCAAUGCAUAAUAUUUACAAAUCAUCAUGCAAGCACGAAGCAUCUUCUGGCGACCACUUCGAGCACCUCAAACAGUCUAUAUUACCAGCACUAUCUCUGAGUAGUGCCAAUUAUUUUCUCCAGUUCUGCUCGUUCACCCGAUGUCUCAACCAUCUCUCUGAACACU